ACCGGCCGUAAGAAAAAUAAAUAUUGUCAAAAACCGAAGUAGUUUAAACACUUUUAAACUACUUGUAAAGGAUAUGGGGCAUUAAAAAAAAAGAUAUAAAUCAAACCUGUGUUAUAUUAUGGUACCAGGUUUGAGUUAUAAGAUAUAAGAUAAGACCAAAUUUACCUUGUGUAACUUUGCUUGGGUAAUCAUUAGGAUGUACAACCCUAACGCCACAUUUGGUCCUUCAAGCCGGAUAUCAAUCGGCGACCUAGUUAGUUAGAUAUUAUAAUCCCCGGCCGAAUUUUAUCUCUUGUAAGAUUUGCCCCGUACUGGCGAGAGAUUUUCCUUACCUACUGUUGCGCAGUGAACAAUGCUCUUUAAAAUUAUUAUGUGUUUUUAAAUGCUGCCAAAAGUCUGUAAGACCCUAGGACACUGUUAAUUAAAGCAUUUUCAAAACUAUGAAAGGCUCUUGAAAACUCGUACUGUGAACCCUAUUAAAAGCUAUGAUAAACGCGCAGAACUUCUAAAAUCCUUUAUUAAUACGUUCUUAGCGAUUCUUGAAAAUUCUUCAGGCUAUAGUCUUUCACAAAUAUUCAUUUUUCAGUCAAUAUCUAAGACAAGCCAAGUUUCUGUGAAUUUUGGAGACAAAACUAUAGUCUUUGCUAUACUUCCUGGGUAAAAACAAUGGAAGAAAAGGUGGUACACUUACUGUUAAACAUUUUUAAUAAAAUAUGUAAUGAAGGCGAGUUGCCGCGCGUCUGGGAAAAUGUAGUAUAUAUACUACCUACAAAAAAAGGAUUGCAAAAGCUUGGGGGAAUAAUCUUUGCUAAAAUAUUGAAAUGUUAUAUAUAAUUUGUGCUAGUCCCCUCAUCAUACCAUUUUCGCCCAUAGUCCGGCUCUGACCAAAUCUAAUAUCAUUUAAAUGUGAUUUAAAUCAGAGAUGCUUGGUUGUUAAUUGUUUUGUCAACUUUGUGCAAAAUUUGAUUCAAUAAUACGCCCGCCAACUUGAUUAUGCUGUAUCUCUGCAGCUGAUCCUUAUGUAAGUGGAAGGCAAAUAAUCACGCAACUCCACAAAAGAAUAUAUUAAUUCGUGCCCAAUUGUUUAUGAGCACAAGUGAGUGUUAAUAAAUAAUAAUUAAGGACGUCCCUGACUUUUACAUUUCAAAUUAAGAAUCUGUAAAAUGAAAAAAACCGCGCCGCUCUGAUUGGUCCAUUUAAAUUGACAAUUAUUGACGUCAUUUGAGCAUCACGUGGUUCAACAGAUAAAGAAAAUUGCUAAAUUUCAGAAUUCUGGAGACUUCGCUAGCAAGACGUCUCAAUGGGUAAUGUUCCUUUAAAAACAAGUGCAUCAAUUACGUACAAAUUCGUGAUCUCAAAUUGAACUGUUACAAAACACAUGGACGGAUAACCAGAGAUAACCUCUGAUUCGGAUAUAAUAUUGAGAAUAGAAAAAUGUUACUUUUAUAUCAAUUAUCUUUCUAGUAAGUUUAUUAAUAAACCCAGUCGGUGAUUUACAAGUUGCUCUACUAUGGUAAAUAAGGAUCAUUCGAUUGUACGAUUAUAUCGUACACCUGGCUAUACGAAUGCGAAAAGCGAAGAGAUCCUGCUCAAAUUAAAACAAAAGAAUGCUCACGUUCACGCUUUGGAUACAGAGCUGUGUUACAACAUUGAAACAACCGGUCUCACGGAUAGCGAUAAGAAAAUACUGAAAUGGGUGCUGCAAGAUCCAUUCAAACCUAGAAAUUUAACGGAGAGGUCUCAGCUGAGCCUGAUAUCCGGAUCGAUAAUAAUAGAAGUCGGGCCAAGAUUUAAUUUUUCGACCUCGAGUUCGACGAAUGCAGUUUCAAUAUGCCAUUCCCUCGGUUUGAAAAACAUAACCCGAGUGGAGGUUUCGAGAAGAUACUUAAUCAGCUUUAAAUUAAUUGUUACCGUGCCCAGUGCCGUAGAGAACGAACUCGCAUCCGUUCUCUUUGAUAGGAUGACCGAAUGUCGAUACACCAACGAGAAUAUUCCGAAAAAGAGCUUCAACGAGAAAUUGGUCAAGAAGGAGGACUUGCGCAAAAUUGACAUUUUAAGCCGCGGAAAGGAAGCUUUGGGGGAAAUUAAUGCGGAGCUCGGUCUCGCGUUUGACGACACCGAUUUGGAUUACUACACGAACUUAUUUAGGCGUUUAAAACGGAACCCGACCAAUGUCGAAUGUUUCGACUUGGCACAGUCGAACAGUGAACACAGCCGCCACUGGUUUUUCAAGGGUAAAAUGGUUAUAGACGGUGUCGAACACGAGGAGUCGCUAAUUGAUAUGAUCAUCAACACCCAAAAGCACACCAAUCCGAACAAUGUGAUUAAAUUCGGCGAUAACAGCAGUGCUAUUAAAGGUUACUCGCAUACCAGCCUGCGACCCGUCUUUCCGGGAAGUGUGUCCGAACUGAGAACGAAACGUGCCAACUCCCAUCUGAUAUUUACGGCGGAGACGCACAAUUUUCCAACCGGUGUUGCCCCCUUUAGCGGUGCCACGACCGGAACUGGUGGGCGGAUUCGUGAUGUCGAGGCUGUUGGUCGUGGUGGCUAUUGUAUCGCGGGGACGGCCGGUUAUUCUGUCGGAAAUUUGAACAUUCCAGACUACCCACUGCCAUGGGAGGACCGCACAUUUACCUAUCCUCCGAACUUCGCGCCCCCACUCAACAUUUUAAUAGAGGCCAGCAACGGCGCAUCCGAUUACGGAAACAAAUUCGGCGAACCGGUCAUUUGCGGUUUCGCGCGAACGUUCGGCAUGAUCGUCGCGAACCGGGUGAGACGCGAGUGGAUCAAACCGAUCAUGUUUAGCGGCGGUCUCGGCAGCAUGGAGGCCGACAUGGUAGAUAAGCUUCCACCGAAGAAGGGACAGCAGAUCGUGAAGAUCGGCGGUCCGGUGUAUAGGAUAGGCGUCGGUGGCGGAUCGGCCAGUUCCAUCGAGGUGCAGGGCGACAAUAAGGCUGAGCUUGAUUUUAAUGCGGUGCAAAGAGGCGAUGCGGAAAUGGAGAAUAAGCUAAAUCGGGUAGUGCGAGCUUGCUUAGAGCUUGGGGGGAGAAAUCCGAUCACCAGUAUACACGAUCAGGGUGCUGGAGGCAAUGGCAACGUGCUGAAGGAGUUGGUGGAGCCGGCAGGUGGUGUAAUUUACGCGUCCAAAUUUGACUUGGGAGAUCCGACAAUUAAUGCGCUUGAGCUUUGGGGGGCGGAGUACCAAGAAAGUAACGCGUUACUUUGUAAUAAGGAAGAUGUGGAUUUGUUGAAGAAGAUCUGCGAGCGCGAAAGGUGUCCUGUCAAUUUCGUGGGGGAGGUUACCGGCACUGGAAAAGUUGCGCUGAUAUUAGAUGAAGAUGCCAAAGUACAACCGUUUAAUUUAGAUUUAGAGCAUGUCUUAGGAAAGAUGCCACAAAAGGUGUUUAAUUUACGUAGGGUACCAAAAAUCUUGGAGCCAUUGAGUUUGCCCCAACCUCUCUCUAUUUAUCAAGCAUUGGAUCACGUGUUAAGAUUACCUUCUGUUGCCAGCAAACGAUAUCUCACAAAUAAAGUGGACCGUUGCGUCACCGGCCUAAUUGCGCAGCAGCAGUGCGUGGGACCGUUACACACUCCUCUGGCGGAUGUUGCGGUUACUGCAAUUUCGCACUUCGGAUAUGAAGGCAUCGCUACGUCAAUUGGAGAGCAGCCAAUCAAAGGCCUGCUCGACAAUGGCGCCGGUGCACGUAUGACCGUCGCCGAAGCGCUCAGCAACCUUGUCUUUGCGGUCAUUAGCGACAUUCGCGACGUAAAAUGCAGCGGCAAUUGGAUGUGGGCGGCGAAAAUGGCCGGCGAGGGUGCCGCCUUAUUCGACACGUGCAAGGCGAUGUGCGAAUUUAUGUCGCAACUUGGAAUCGCAAUCGACGGAGGAAAAGAUUCACUAAGCAUGGCGGCGCGCGUCGGCGACAAAACCGUCAAAGCUCCCGGCACCUUAGUCGUCUCUACCUACGCUCCAUGCCCGGAUGUACGCAAAGUCGUAACGCCCGAUCUCAAAGCGCCAUCUCUCGGGAAAAAGGGAACUUUGCUGUUUGUCGACUUAUCGCACGGUAAGAACAGGUUGGGAGGUUCCGCGCUCGCGCAGUGCUUCGGCCAGUUGGGGGACGAUGUUCCGGACGUCGAUAAACCGGAAACCUUCAAGAGCGCCUUUGUUGCCACGCAACAGCUCAUUCAGGAGUCGGCAAUAUGCUCCGGUCAUGAUGUGAGUGAUGGGGGAUUGAUUACCUGCUUGUUGGAGAUGUGCUUUGGAGGAAUGAGCGGAAUUGAUGUCAAUAUUACGCACAAAAAUGGACAAAUUUUACCAAUUCUGUUCGCGGAGGAACCUGGCUGGGUUUUAGAAGUGUUAGACAGCGAUGUUGAACAUUGCUUAACCGUAUUUAAGAAAAACGAGGUUCCCGUAUACAACAUUGGAAGAAGUACCGGUUUUGGUAUGAAUUCAAAAGUGGCGAUCGCCGUAAAUAAUGGCUGCAUCGAAAGUACGGUUCUGCCACUGAUGAAGAUGUGGGAGGAAACCAGUUAUCACCUGGAACUGCAGCAGACGAUCAAGUAUUGUGCGGAUUCAGAAUUUCACUCUCUAAGCACGAGAACGGCACCGCCUUACAAGCUCACAUUCCAUCCUGACGAGGAAAUGUCAAAAGACAAUAAAAUCAAGUGUAGUGUGGCCGUCAUACGAGAAGAGGGCGUCAAUGGAGAUCGUGAGAUGGCCGCCGCUCUUGUUCGAGUAGGUUUUACAGUCUAUGACAUCACAAUGGAAGAUUUGAUCAGUGGAUCUGUGAGUUUAAAUCAGUUCCGUGGUAUUGUUUUUCCGGGCGGUUUCAGUUAUGCGGAUGUUUUGGGUUCGGCCAAGGGUUGGGCGGCCAGUAUACUAUUUAACGAAAAAAUCCAGACACAAUUUAGAGAUUUCAUUGCGCGCCCCGAUACCUUUAGUUUGGGCGUGUGUAACGGAUGUCAGCUGAUGGCGCUGAUCGGUUGGAUCGGAUCGCCGGUGACCGCCCAAUCCAAUCCGGAUAUUUUAUUGGAGCAUAAUCUCUCUGAACGCUUCGAAUGUCGUUGGAGUACGGUUAAAAUUGAAAAAUGCAAUUCGAUUAUGUUGCAAGGGAUGGAGGGCUCAAUUAUGGGCGUGUGGAUUGCUCACGGCGAGGGACGAUUUACGUUUAAAAACGACGCGAUCUACAAAGCCUUGGUAAAAAGUAAUUGUGUCGGUAUGAGAUAUGUCGAUGACAGAGGAAAUCCAACCGAAAAUUAUCCCAUGAAUCCUAAUGGUAGCGUCGAAGGACUGGCGGCGGUGUGUUCAAGGGACGGCAGGCACUUGGCAAUGAUGCCACAUCCGGAGCGAUGUGAUCAAAUGUUUUUAUGGCCUUAUGUGCCGGUCGGCUGGGAAAUGUAUCAGAAGAGUCCUUGGGAACGUUUGUUUCAAAAUGCGUACAAUUGGUGCACAGACAUUAGCAAUGUGGUUUACUAUUAACAAAUUAUACUGCCAUUUAGGUGUCAAUUUCACUGAAGUCUUCGCUAUAAGAAAUUUUGUAAUCUAUUUUAUAUUUCCCUGUAACAUACUACUUUGCGUAUUUUAACAAAAUAAAGCUACAGGAUGAGUUCCUAAUCUGCUGGGUUACCAAAGUUGGUCAAAAAGACA
Molecule: messenger RNA, 5647 nt
Organism: Photinus pyralis (common eastern firefly)
Lineage: Eukaryota; Metazoa; Arthropoda; Insecta; Coleoptera; Lampyridae
Product: phosphoribosylformylglycinamidine synthase
Exons: 8
Coding region: 1511-5479 (1322 amino acids)
Biological process (GO): 'de novo' IMP biosynthetic process
Molecular function (GO): phosphoribosylformylglycinamidine synthase activity
Source: RefSeq, a predicted model, not a curated record